Molecule: messenger RNA, 2863 nt
Organism: Alternaria rosae
Lineage: Eukaryota; Fungi; Ascomycota; Dothideomycetes; Pleosporales; Pleosporaceae
Exons: 5
Coding region: 82-2559 (825 amino acids)
Cellular component (GO): nucleus
Source: RefSeq, a predicted model, not a curated record
GCCAUCCCCAGUUAUCAAACUUUCCCACUUGUCCCCUUUGCUUUUUGACGGCCGCAACGUGGUAGCGUUGCACGAAUUACAAUGGCCCUGUUUAAGAACAAGAUGCGAUCAGCCCACGGAGUGUUCUCUUCUAAACGGCCUACUGAUCCUGCCAGGACCUCGAACACUACUAUCAAUUCAGCCAAAAUGGGGAGCUCAACCGAGUUGGCCCCAGCGUAUGUCGAUAGCGUCAUGGCCCCCGAUACGGAUGCCCACCCCAAUGUCACCAACGGCAGUGGCGGUGCGCAUAAUGAACCACUGGUCCUGGACUUUGCAACCAUGCAAGAUGCUUCUGAUUCAAAUGCAAGGAGUGCCCCUCUUUCACCCGUCACUAGACCGGCCGAUCCCGAACGAAGAGAAAGUUGGCUUUCAGAUGACGAGACUGCUCCCGCUCCACAGAUAGACUUUACAAGAAAGGAUAUCCAUAUCCCCUCCCGUACCAGUUCCAGUACCCCCCAGGCCAACCAAAAGCGCAUAUCAUUGCAACGGCGACUGAGCGCAGAGCCAUCGUCGCCUAACAACGGACGUGGAACACCAGACAUGCAACAGUCACGCACUCGAAGUAUGUCACGCACAUCUAGUGCCGUGCCACAGAAUAUACUGUCUUCACGCAUUCCCAUGAACGAACAGCCGACCACGAUACGAAGCUCAGCCGACUCAGUCAUAUCAUAUGAGUCCACGCCAUCUUUCGCAACGCGACAACUCGGACCUCUCCAGCAAAAAGCUGAUAUCAUCGAAGACGGAGACCGUCUUUCACCAUUACUGGAAGAUGACCCCCAGUCAUUCGAUCUUGUCAGCGGACCCAUCGACAACGCACGAUCACAAUACUCCCUCGAGACCAGAUCCGAGCAACUCUUCUCGAAAGAGCAUCUGAAGGCCAUCUUCGCCGACACUGCAUCCCUACUUCGAUUUACGUCAUUCCUGAGCAUCGCCCGACCCAACUCGCUCCCUACUCUGAUCUACUACCUCGAUGCACUGAAAGCGCUACGAGCCAUCAGCUACGCCAACGCCGUUGCAGAAGCCCUGGAACCCAUUCCAGGCUUGGACUUCACCGAGACUCCGGCGCGAACGACCAUGAAUGCCGUCCUAGAGGAAAAAGCCAAUCGGGCCUUUGACGUCCUGGUCCGCGACGAUCUUCCGGCUUUUAUCACGCACGUCUUCAUCCAAGUAGUUAGCGUGAGCAUUGCGAAACGUGUAACGGGGAAUCUUCCUCCGAUGCUUCGUGAAGCUAGUGAGGGUCUGGCCGAGGUCUUCUGCCUGACAGACCCAUCUAGGACCGACAACCCGAUUAUCUUUGCGUCGGAAGAAUUCCACCGCACGACUCAGUAUGGCGUUGGGUACGCCAUCGGUCGCAACUGUCGCUUCCUCCAAGGUCCGAAGACGAACCGCGCCAGCGUUGAGCGCUUUGGCAUAGCGGCCCGUGAGGGCAAAGACCAUAGUGAGGUGUUCCUGAACUAUCGCCGUGAUGGAUCGCCAUUUAUGAAUCUUUUGAUGAUUGCGCCUCUUCUUGAUUCGCGGGGAACCCUACGAUACUUUAUUGGCGCGCAAAUCGACAUUUCCGGUCUUGUAAAGGACAGCACCGAUCUUGAGGCUUUCCGGCGCAUGCUCGACGAGGAAGAAGGCCAGACAGAGAAGGAGCCACAGAAAGAUGAAUUCCAGGCGCUCAGUGAGAUGUUCAAUAACACCGAGCUGGACACCGUGCGGAAAUACGGUGGCAAUAUGCACAGGGAGCAUCUUGAAGAGCAGGACGAUGCGAGCAUGCAGCACAAGCCCAGGCUGCUGAUCCAGGACCAAUCUACCUUUGACGUUGACAGGGCUGAGAAGCCAGCGAUCAACAAGGCAGACGGCAGGCUGUCUGGCCCAUACAAACACUACCUCGUUGUGCGCCCGGCGCCGUCUCUGCGCAUCCUCUUCACAUCGCCCUCUCUUCGUGUUCCCGGCAUUCUCCAGUCGCGUUUCCUCGAUCGCAUUGGCGGAAGCAACCGUGUCCGAGACUCCCUCAGCGACGCGCUUGCAGAUGGGUCCCGCGGUGUUACGGCGAAGAUCCGCUGGCUGCCGCAUGCCGUGUCCGACCUUGAAGACUCUUAUGAAGAAGGCCGACCCAGGUGGAUACACUGCACUCCUCUGCUCGGACAAAACGGGUCUGUGGGUGUCUGGAUGGUGGUCCUCGUUGAUGAGAAGGAACAUUCUGCACCGCAUCGCAGAUUCCGCCAAGCACCGCCCAUCCCCAACGAUAUCCGCGGCAACAGCCUAGCGGGAGAAAGGCGACCCUACCAGACUCCCCGAUUCGAUGAGUAUGGCAACGAUACCAGCAGCCAGUAUACCCCUUCACGCGGGGCGUCUCCUUAUGCGAACAGCAAUGGCGUAUCCCGUCACUACGAGAACUUGCGCACCCCUUCGACCCCGACCCGAGCGCAAAGCCCAAUGACUUAUGACCAGCGCGGAAUUCGAUCAGGCUCCUCGUCGGUCAAAGAUUAUGUCAAUGGGGCACAGGCUAGUGUUGAUUCUUUCCGCAUCUAGCACUGCUGAUUCCCUAUCAGGAAGAGGAAGAGGUAGCAUUGGGAACGGCAACACCGGUUCGCGUGGAGAAGAGAGACGGCGCAACAAGAAUAUACUAAACGAAAGAUGUAAUGAAGAGUGUUGAGAGUCAGAAUGAGGUCGUCACUUGUAGAAAGAAGAUGAAGGAUAUAUAGACUGGGUGGUCGGGUUGUACUGCGCUGUUGUUCAUCUGCUCUAUACCCAUUCUGUAAACGUAACUUAAGCAUAGCAUCGAUAGCGGCGUUAAUUUUCAUUUGUUCAUAAUUCUUAAUACACAUCGUACAAG